Molecule: messenger RNA, 540 nt
Organism: Closterium sp. Naga37s-1
Lineage: Eukaryota; Viridiplantae; Streptophyta; Zygnematophyceae; Desmidiales; Closteriaceae
Source: the annotation of a GenBank genome assembly
AUGCAGUCUACACUACCGAUAGCGUCUACAGUAUCGCUUCCGGAACAUACAGGAGUGUUGCUGCCUGGAGGCUACGUCAUCGUGGACCCGCGGAGUGCUGAGGUGGCACAGAUUGCGGAAUUCGUGGUCGCGGACAUGAAUGCUAAGAUGGACGCGGCUGUGCAUCUAGAAAUCGUCAACGCAGCGGAAAAGCACGCCUCGAGCGGUCACACCUCCUCGGGAUACAACUCCCAAAGUUUCAGCUACGACGUUGUUUUCACAGCUACCACCACCACCCAUGCCACCCACGCGCACUCCCCGAGCCGGAAAGCGAGCGUCGCCGAGCGCUGGUCGACACUGGUUACCAGCCAAUACGAAGCCGUGGUGCUGAAAUCGGCUGAGAAUGAGGAGAGUGAAGGGGAGGAGAGUGAAGGGGAGGAGAGUGAGGGGGUGGGGAGUGAGGGGGAGGAGAGUGAGGGGGAGGAAACUGAACGGAUGGAGAGUGAGGAGACAGAGGGGAACGGCGGGUUGCGCCCCUCCUGGUUUUAUCUGUGCCUGUAG